This is a messenger RNA of Siniperca chuatsi (mandarin fish), 4249 nucleotides long. RefSeq names its product choline O-acetyltransferase-like. The record is from RefSeq and is a predicted model, not a curated record. Bases 269 to 2170 code for a protein of 633 amino acids. Gene Ontology annotation, cellular component: neuron projection; cytoplasm. The transcript is spliced from 15 exons. Gene Ontology annotation, molecular function: choline O-acetyltransferase activity. Gene Ontology annotation, biological process: acetylcholine biosynthetic process; neuromuscular synaptic transmission. Lineage: Eukaryota; Metazoa; Chordata; Actinopteri; Centrarchiformes; Sinipercidae.
GUAGACGCAAACACCUUCAGCAUCUUUUCCAAGGCGCGCUUUAAUGUGGAGUCACAGCCUUAUGGCGAGGCGAGGGGACGGGGGAGCAGUCCGGCGCCAACACGGAGCUCUACGCUAAUAUGGGUUUUCACGGCGUGGACGUGGGAGGACUUCCAUGUGAACUUCCACACACUUCUCUGACCUCCUGAGUGGUGCACUGAUCAGGGAAGGCUGACCGUCUCUAGAGGGUUUCCACAGUAUUUCCCCUUGACUGGACUGGAGUGCAAAGAUGCCAAUCUUGGAGAAAGAGACAGCCAGAGACCGAGACAGCCAAGUGUUGCCAAAGGUCCCUGUGCCACCACUUAAACAAACCCUCGACACGUACUUGAAGUGUGUCCAACACCUGGUAAAGGAGGAGCAGUUUCAGAAAACAAAGGCCAUCGUGGAGAAGUUUGGGGCUCCUGGAGGUGUCGGAGAGGUUCUCCAGAAGAAGCUUCUAGAGAGAAGUGACAAGACAACCAACUGGGUCUAUGACUACUGGCUAGAGGACAUGUACUUGAACAACAGGUUGGCCCUACCGGUCAACUCCAGUCCUGUCAUGGUGUUUCCUAAGCAGACAUUCAGAGAUCAUAAAGAUGCCCUCAGAUUUGCUGCUCGUCUCAUUAAAGGAGUGUUGGACUAUAAGGCUCUCAUUGAUGCGCGAGCGCUGCCAGUGGAUUUUGCUCGAGGCCAGCUAGCUGGGACCCCUCUGUGCAUGGAGCAGUACUACCGCCUCUUCACCUCCUACCGCUACCCGGGGGUAAAGACAGACACGCUGAAGGUCCAGAUGAACGCAGCCUCCUCAGCGCCGGAGCACAUCAUCGUGGCAUGCAAGAACCAGUUUUUCGCGUUGGAUGUAGUCGCAAACAGCAAGCAACUCAACGAGAUGGAGAUCUUAUCCCAGCUGGAGAAAAUCAUGAAAAUGGCAGAAAACGCUGAAGAGAGAUUCCCUCCUCUUGGUAUCCUGACAUCUGAUGGGAGAACAGAAUGGGCACAAGCCAGAGAUGCAUUAAUAAAAGAUCAAGCAAACAAGGACUCUCUGGCCCUGAUCGAGAGCUGUCUGUGUGUGGUGUGUCUGGAUGAGCCCAGUGGCCUGGGGCCUACUGAUACCAACAGGGCCCUGCUGAUGCUGCAUGGUGGCGGCCGUGAGAAGAAUGGGGCAAACCGCUGGUACGACAAGUCACUGCAGUUUGUUGUAGGAAUGGACGGGAUAUGUGGAGUCGUGUGUGAGCAUUCGGCAUUCGAGGGAAUAGUUCUGGUGCAGUGCUCUGAGUACGUGAUGAAAUACAUAACAGGGAAUCCCUCCAAGAUGGCGAGAGCGUCCAGCAUGAGAGAGCUUUCUCCUCCAAGAAGGCUGCUCUGGAAAUGUAACCCACACAUCCAAGGACUCUUAGCAGCAUCUGGAGACAGACUCAAGAGGCUGGUGAAUAAUCUUGACAUGGAUGUUUUCAAGUUCAAAGUUUAUGGGAAAGAAUUUGCCAAAAAACAGAAGAUGAGUCCAGAUGCAUUUAUUCAAGUUGCCUUACAACUUGCAUUUUACAAAUGCCGUGGAAGGCUGGUGUCCACUUAUGAGAGUGCGUCCAUUCGGCGUUUCCAAGACGGUCGGGUUGAUAACAUUCGCUCUGCCACCCCUGAGGCUCUGGCCUUUGUGAAAUCGAUGACAGAUGAGAGGGCCACUUUCACCGAUUCAGAAAAAAUUAAACGAUUGAGGGAUGCAAUUAAUGCCCAGACAAAUUAUACAAUUGCAGCUAUUACAGGAAUGGCAAUAGACAAUCAUCUGCUCGGGCUUCUGAGGAUCGCAAAGGAGCUCAACAUGGAGAAGCCAGAGAUCUUUUGUGAUGACACGUAUUUGGCCAGUAACCAGUUCAUCCUUUCUACCAGUCAGGUCCCUACCACAGUGGAAAUGUUCUGUUGCUACGGCCCCGUAGUGCCCAACGGCUAUGGCGCCUGUUACAACCCGCAGUCAGACCACAUCAUCUUCUGUGUGUCUAGUUUCUGGGAGAACACAGAGACGAGCUCUGCCGUUUUCGUCAAAGCCCUGAACGAGGGCCUGCUGGAAAUCAGGGACCUGUGCAACAGAGGCAGCACUGCAGUUACCAAACUGUCUGAUAGCAGCCAGGGAGCCAGCCAGCCUCAUAAACCAGGGAAGUAAGCCAUACUGAGAGAUUACGCCAACUCAACUGCUCCACUUAACAUUCUUAGACUUUAACUUUAGACUCAGUAGUCAAGAUGUCUUUGUGUGUCUUUGUUGUCUGUGCAAUAGUGUUCCUUUAACAACAAAAUACAAAGCCUUAAAGUUCAUAUACUGUAUGUAAAUAUAAAAAAAUGUGAAUGAAAACUAGAAAACAUUUUUGUUUUGGAUGUGUGUACACAUCAGAAUGCUUUCGGUCCCAACACUGAACCCGCUUUACUCGGUAGACUGAGAUUAACUGGUCUGCUGCCUUUAGGAAACUGAAGCCAUGCCUGCUUUGUAGCACUGAUGUGAGGGGCAACUCCUCUAUCAGAGUGAAUCAACUGAGUGAUCCAAAUGUAUAUUUUAUACAUAUAGAGUAGUAAUGUAAUGUACAUGACAGGAUUCUGUAACAAAAAAAAAAAAAAACUAAAGUAUAUUUAAGUGACUAAUAACAAUCAUGACAUCCUGUAAAUGUGAUCCUGCCAGCCUGUUUCACUUUGUGUGUGCCAUCAUGUUAACAAACUGGAUCAGUUAUACUAUAAGAUCUAUUUUAAUGUGCUAAAGUUAUUCUAUUGACACCAUAAGGUUGCCAAAGAGGUUGUGUGUAUGCGAAGUCGUCUGAUGAGGCACUUUAAGAUAUUCAUAUAAAAAUAUGAAUGAAUAAAUGUACUGUAAACGUUAAAUGACUGGUUAUAAAUGAUGUGUGUAGAGGGAAAACAUAUGAUAUGGUUUCAGUGGCACAUUUGAAGUAAUCUAGUUAUACUGUAGGUAUGUGUUCUAUAUUAUAGCAAUAGUUAAUAAGUGUAGUGUAAUGAACAGUGCUACUUUGUAAGCAAAAUGCAGUCCAGUGGUGACUGAGGCAAACCACUGUGUUCAUGUGUAUAUAGUGAUAUAAACUGCACUUAGAGGUAGAAUGAGGGUAGGGAUUUAUUGUUGUACUGUAGGUACUGUGCAAUAACACAAUAGCAGGUGCAUUGACUGUAUAUGUGCAAUUUACUAAAUCAGUUCAUUAGAUGCAUGGCGCUUAUGUCAUAUCAAAUUAACUAUGGUUGCUAUUUUUGAUACUCAGCAAUAUCAGAAAUUAUCGGUAACGUUAGAAUGAAUUACAGCAAUCUACAUCAUGCAUGCUGUUUUGGUCAAAAAAUGUCCAUUCAAAGCGUACUGUGACUUGGAUUCUUGUGGGUCUUGUUUCAAUCUGCGAUGGUUCAUGUAACAGCAAAUUGAAUAAGUGGUCUUUAACUGUGAAAAUGUGAGGAUAUUUGUUCUAUCGUGUCCAGAAGGCACUUGUUUGUUAUGUAUCUAUCUAUCAUCAGCCAAAGUGAAUGUGAUCCAUGUAGAUGAUUUCAGAAUCCAUGUCAAGAAAAGACUACAAGCAACACACAUGCAUGUUUAUUCUUACAUACUAACUGUAUUUUUAUAUGUUCACAUGAAAAGAUUAUAUAAUGAUAUAGUAAAAUACUGGUGAAGGUUACACAUAAGUAACAAAAAUGCCUUAAAACAAAGUGAUGCAAAUGGUUUUCCACCAUUCCUGCCAGAUGUAAUAUUCUAUAAAUGUUUAAUGUUUUACCUCCGAUGUUAAUUUGAUCUGUUUCUACUUGGUGUUUGCUGUCUAAUUUGAGUGUAGAAGUGUAAUGUAGAAGAAUGUAAUAUUUGUCAUGUAUUAUUCAGUUGGGGUUCCUUCUGUCUCAUACCUAAUAAUCCCUGUGAGUAAAUCCGGCUGUUAUAUGUACUGUAUCACAGCAUAAUAUUAAUGUGGCUUGAUAACUUAAUGUUACACUCAUCCAUGAUAACAUUUUUGUGAAUGGUAAUUAAUGUGUAACACGUCGUUGACAGGGAGAAUAUAGUGUUUUAUUAAGUUGUUUAAUAUUUAAUGAAUGUUCAGUGAAAACUCAUAUAUUUAUCAUUAUGAAAAAGUAAACAAAAGGCUCAUUUAUUUUUUUAAGGCUACAACAAUAUUUUGUUCAUAGAAGACAUUGCCAUUUUAAGCUGUAAUAAAACUGUUGUGUAGCAAAAACUGAUGCUCAAUUCCAGAAAUAAAAUGAACUUCAAACUAUUAUA